Megalobrama amblycephala (Wuchang bream) is the source of this 1347-nucleotide messenger RNA. RefSeq names its product claudin 11a (gene cldn11a). NCBI's taxonomy places the organism in Eukaryota, Metazoa, Chordata, Actinopteri, Cypriniformes, Xenocyprididae. Gene Ontology annotation, cellular component: plasma membrane; bicellular tight junction. The coding region runs from base 216 to 863 and encodes 215 amino acids. Gene Ontology annotation, molecular function: structural molecule activity. Gene Ontology annotation, biological process: bicellular tight junction assembly; cell adhesion. The transcript is spliced from 3 exons. The record is from RefSeq and is a predicted model, not a curated record.
GCUAACGGUACUCUCAUAUGUAUUAGCUUGGAAUACUGCGCUCCUUAAGGAUCUACAACUCAUCAUGAUUUUUACGCAAUGGAUUAACAUAUCUGGAUUUUAUCACCUAUAAAUUCCGCAAAGUAUCCUGUCUGGCUUUAGAUUAUCUGAUUAUCAUCUAUUUCAAUAGGACUUUUUUCCUUCUAUUGGACACAUUUUUGCGUACACUGUACACCAUGGCAAAUACUUGCUUACAGUUCACGGGUUUUGUGAUGGGUUUUCUUGGUUGGAUUGGGCUCAUCAUCGCCACUGCCACUAAUGAAUGGGUAGUCACUUGUAAAUAUAACAUACACACCUGUAAGAAGAUGGAUGAACUGGAGGCCAAAGGUUUGUGGGCAGACUGCGUGAUCUCAACUGCUCUGUAUCACUGCAUCACACUCACGCAGAUUCUCGAGUUACCAGCGUACAUCCAGACGUCUCGAGCGCUGAUGGUCACAGCAUCGAUUCUCGGAUUGCCAGCUGUAGCGCUCGUGCUCAUGUCCAUGUCCUGUAUUAACCUCGGAAGUGAACCAGAAAGCGCCAAGAACAAACGAUCAGUGUUCGGUGGAAUCCUAAUCCUGCUGACAUCUUUUUGUGGCAUCAUCUCCACCGUGUGGUUUCCCAUCGGAGCCCAUUACGAGAGAAGUCUGAUGUCCUUUGGCUUCUCCCUGUAUUCGGGCUGGGUUGGUACUGCACUUUGUUUUUUGGGAGGCUGUAUGAUCACCUGCUGUUCAGUGGACACUCCUGCCGCAUACACUGACAGCAACCGAUUCUACUACUCCAAACAGGGCCCCGCCCAUCCUGGCCCCGCCUCCACUAACCACGCCAAAAGUGCUCAUGUGUGAGCUUCGGGAUUAUUGCUCAGAUUAUUCUCUUUCCUCUCUUUCUCCACUGUUUCUUGUUUCAACCACGUCUCUAUCUACAGUGGUGACUCUUUGGAUAGUUAUGGUACAGCUGAACUCUAACCCUUUGACUCAGCAGCAGGGACAGUCGCUGGUGAAGUAACUGCACUGAAGUAUUUAUUGUUCAAAGGGUCUUCAGUACAAUGUGCCAUUUUAAGUCCUAUUUUUGUAGUGGGAAAUGUGUUUUUGCAUUGUUAUAUGAAUACUAACAGUAUUACCAAUGUAAAUCUUUCAGUUUAUUUCAGUCUGUUUGUACAGCGGUCUUUUCUUUUUGAUUAAUUUCAGAACAUUUCCGAAUAGCCGUCCAAACCAAACUGCACCAAAAUUGUUCCAAAGCAGUAACUAUUUAGCAAUAUUAUUUAUUGUAAUACUUGUAUGCAGUUUUUAUUAUGUUUUUUUGUAAUAAACAAUAUGGUCCAUGUGAAAA